CCAUGGCCAAAUUCGUGCUUGCGGGUAGAGCAGAUUGCCCAUAUUAUGCUAAAGCAGAACUUCUGGCAGACUAUUUACAAGAGAAUCUUCCUGAUUUUCGGAUAUAUAAAAUUACACAACAUCCUCAUGAUUGGGAGGAGUGGCUGAAAGAUUUGUGUGAAAAGAAUAAGUGGAGCCACAAAAAUUCCCCUAUCAUCUGGAGGGAGCUGUUGGAUCGUGGCGGAAAGGGAAUGCUUUUGGGAGGGUAUAAUGAUUUUCUGGAACACGCCCAGCUUUACUAUGGUGUCACUUCUAGCAUGAGGACUGACUUGAUGAAGGCAAUUGCUCAAGAGAACAUGGGGACACACAUAGAAAAUGAGCUGAAGAAAGAAGCCCUGAAAGACCUCAUCGACCCCUUGCAGGUCUGGAUCACCAGCGCGUCCGCCCCGGCCUGCUGCAGCCUCAUUCCGCUCCUGACCAGCGGCGAGGUGUUCGGGAGGCGCACGGAAAUCAGCCUGAGUCUAUUCGACAGCAAGGAGGCCGAAGAAACCCUCCGAUCCCUCGCCACCGAGACGCUGAACCUGGUGUCGCCCGUCCUGCGCGGCGUGUCCGUCUGCACGCGCGUGGAGGAGGCCUUCUGCCAGGCGCGCGUGGUGGUGGUGCUGGACGACCCCACGGACGAGGAGGUGUACUCGCUGGAGGACUGCCUGCGCAGCAGGGUGCCCCUGUGCCGGCUCUACGGCUACCUGCUGGAGCGCAACGCGCACCCCUGCGUCAGGGUCGUCGUGGGCGGCAAGACCUUCGUCAACCUGAAGGCGGCGCUGCUGGCGAGAUACGCCCCGGCCGUGGCGCGCAACAUCGUGGCCGUGGCGCUGGGGGUGGAAGGGCAGGCCAAAGCCGUGCUGGCCAGGAAGCUGAGGACCACCUCCUCGUGCAUCAAAGAUGUGAUAAUUUGGGGUAAUAUUAGUGGAAAUAGCUACGUUGACCUAAGAAAAGCCAAGAUUUACAGAUAUGAGAGUGCUAUUUGGGGACCUCCUGACUUUUCUCGCCCUGUUUUAAGCUUGGUUUUUGAUAGUGAGUGGAUUAACAAAGAAUUUGUGGAAAGUCUUAAAGAGUUGACUGCCACAGGAAAACAAUUUGGAGGCAUGCUGGCUGCACACAGUAUAGCCACUACAUUGAGAUACUGGUACCAUGGCUCGCCGCCUGGGGAGAUUGUGUCCUUAGGAGUGCUGAGUGAAGGCCAGUUUGGUAUUCCUGAAGGAAUCGUCUUUUCUAUGCCUGUGAAAUUUGAGAAUGGAACUUGGGUGGCCCUCACAGAUCUUGAAGAUACUGAAAUAACGGAGCACCUGAUGACCAGAAUGACAAGUGAUCUAAUUCAGGAGAAGCUUGUUGCACUUGGAGAUUUGAUAAAUUUUCAGCCACGUCAAUCAGUUUCAGAACAUAAAGCUGACACUCAGGAUCUAACCCAAGAGGAAGAAAAAGGUCCGGCUCCGCCAGACGUGGAUUAUUCAGAUCUGACUCCUAAAACCGACUCUGAAAAACCACUCAGUGAAGAACCCAUACAUGACUCUGAAGGUAAAACUGUGGAACAGUAAUGGAUCCAAUUAGACCAACUAUAAAAGUACUUGGUUAUUGUACUAAAUAUGGAAGGACCCAUGGUGUCAGUACUUGUGGAAGAAUAAUUUGAAAGAUUUACUUCAGUCUUAGAUCAUUUUAAGCUAGCCAAUUAAAUAACAGUUGAGCACACACGAAAAAGUCAGAGUUCAGUUAUUCUGUGUAUCCACUCAUAUGCCUGCUUAUUAUCAAUUUCUCAUAAAUACUUUGGCGUCAGUUGUUACUUUCUGGACUAAAAUGAACCAGUUUGUCACUCUGUGCCCUUGCCUGUGCUUCCUUCAGAGAGCACCUGCUCCCGCCUGCAGCCGUACCUAAGGCGUGGGCCUGGGGGCCGUGUUCGCUCAGAUUUCCUUACCAUGUUGGCCUCAACUGAUUGGGGCAGGAUAGACAUACCUUACUCAGGGAGGACCGAUUAGAUCUUCUCUUGCUCUGUAAAAAAAUUGAACUGAGAAAAAUGGAUGAGUGAGUCGGUGUGUGAGCUAGAGAAGGCCACAGAGCUCUGCCUGUGAGCUCUUCAGAGCUGGCCAGGCUCGCCGCCUCCGUGAGACCUGGCGUGCAGUGGAUUUCCUUGGACUUGCUUGGUUUAAUUAUCUUUACAAUAAAUCACAGUGCUACUUUAGCUUACACUGAAUAGGUUUCUGUCUCGUGACACCAGAUGUGGCCUGAAUUUUGAAAGAAAAGGAUAAUAUUUUUACCGUAUAAUCACACGGUUUAGGUAAAAAUUACAGUCUUUUAUUAAAGCAGUAGUAGACCAAUAUGCUCAUGUAUUUUUAAGCAAAUAGGACCCUUUACAAAUGCCAGUUAGGAACUUUCAAAACCCCAGAGGUCUUGUUAAAAACUACUGACAUCUGUGCUUUCUCUGUAGUUUUAAAUACGUCUUAAGAUACACCUUUCUGAAAAUUCAGUGAAAUUUCAGAUGCUGCUACACAUUGCUUCUGACUCUCAUGAUUUAAAACCAUGACUAACUUUUGCUUGUUUUAAAAUCAGCACUUCAUUUGAUGUUAUUGUGAAGAAAUCUGAAUGUCUAUGUUAAGGACUUCGGGUGAGGUUUUGUGCCCUAAUCCUACUGUUUCCCCUACCUCUCCUGGGAACCUCGACCAACGGAGUGUGAGCACAAGAACAAGAACUGGGUGGGGCCCCGCCGGACGUGG
This is a messenger RNA of Miniopterus natalensis, 2744 nucleotides long. It is a transcript of the gene MDH1B, whose product is annotated as malate dehydrogenase 1B. Gene Ontology annotation, molecular function: malate dehydrogenase activity; oxidoreductase activity, acting on the CH-OH group of donors, NAD or NADP as acceptor. The record is from RefSeq and is a predicted model, not a curated record. Gene Ontology annotation, biological process: malate metabolic process. Lineage: Eukaryota; Metazoa; Chordata; Mammalia; Chiroptera; Miniopteridae.